AUGGCAGUUUCCUCAGGUUUUGUUGCCACCAUGGUGAUACUUUUUGGUGUGGUUUUGGUACCUGGGGUCAUUGUCCCAGCGGUUGAGGCCAAGUCAAGGGCUUUCUUUGUGUUUGGAGAUUCACUCGUUGAUAGUGGUAACAACAAUUACUUGGCCACCACUGCACGAGCUGAUUCCCCUCCUUACGGCAUUGACUAUCCAACUCGUAGACCAACUGGUCGUUUUUCCAAUGGCCUCAACAUUCCUGAUCUUAUCAGUGAAAAAAUGGGUGGUGAAUCCGUGUUGCCAUAUUUGAGUCCACAACUAAAAGGUGACAAUCUUCUGAAUGGAGCCAAUUUUGCUUCCGCUGGAAUCGGCAUUCUUAACGACACUGGAGCUCAGUUUCUGAACAUAAUCAGAAUGUAUAGACAGUUGGACUAUUUUGAAGAGUACCAGCAACGAGUGUCCAUUCUAGUUGGAGUAGCGCGGGCAAAGAAACUUGUGAACCAAGCAUUGGUCCUCAUCACUGUCGGUGGCAACGAUUUCGUAAACAAUUACUACUUGGUACCAUAUUCUGCAAGGUCUCGUGAGUUUUCGCUACAGGAUUAUGUCAAAUAUCUCAUUGUGGAGUACCGUAAACUCUUGAUGAGACUAUAUGAUCUGGGAGCUCGAAGAGUAAUUGUGACAGGAACUGGGCCAAUGGGUUGUGUUCCUGCAGAAUUGGCCAUGCGUGGAACAAAUGGAGGAUGUUCUGCUGAACUUCAACGAGCAGCAUCACUGUACAACCCUCAACUACAACACAUGAUACAAGGACUCAACAAGAAAAUUGGCAAAGACGUUUUUAUCGCUGCAAAUACAGCACUAAUGCACAAUGAUUUCGUAAACAACCCUGGAGCAUAUGGAUUUACGACCUCAAGAAUUGCUUGCUGUGGGCAAGGACCGUACAACGGAAUUGGGUUGUGCACACCACUCUCUAACUUGUGCCCAAACAGAAACUUGCACGCGUUUUGGGAUCCAUUCCAUCCAUCCGAAAAGGCUAGCAGACUCAUUGUGGAGCAGAUUAUGUCGGGUUCUAAACGAUACAUGAAACCAAUGAACCUCAGCACCGUCCUAGCAUUGGAUGCUACAAAAUGA
Messenger RNA from Sphenostylis stenocarpa, 1113 nucleotides. Lineage: Eukaryota; Viridiplantae; Streptophyta; Magnoliopsida; Fabales; Fabaceae. The record is from the annotation of a GenBank genome assembly.